This is a messenger RNA of Cercospora beticola, 1333 nucleotides long. Its product is annotated as WW domain-containing protein. Lineage: Eukaryota; Fungi; Ascomycota; Dothideomycetes; Mycosphaerellales; Mycosphaerellaceae. Gene Ontology annotation, molecular function: protein binding. The record is from RefSeq and is a predicted model, not a curated record.
AGAGUGUCGACGGCAGAUUACGUCUGCGUGGCCUGAGGUGCGCUCAAGCAUACUGCGAGGUAAACCAUAAGCUGCGACAGACGAAAGAGGGCGUUUGCACUUCCGUCUCAAUCACAUGUCAUCGGCAUCUCUUUGUUCCGUUGACGCGAACACCCUGUUCCAAGCUGCCGGGAUUCUUGGUUGCUGCGUCAUCAUUCGGCAUCCGCGGGGCUCAGCAGUGAGCAUUUGACCAUCUUCAACCUGCAGUGGCGUAAACUAUUCUUUCCUGUCUUCGCAUAAUAAAUACCUAAUCUCACCUCAUCACGAAAACCAUCUCGCCAGUCCCCAACAGCAUGGCAGAUUUCGCCCCUCCUCCAGGCCCUCCGCCACCAAAAGUGCCAGAAGGCUGGAAAGCAAUCUGGAACACCCAAUACAACGAAUGGUUCUACGUCAACACCCACACCAAACAAUCCCAAUGGGAGAAACCCACCGAACCCGUCUACCCUCCACCUUCGGGCUCUGCACCCCCACUAGCAGACGGUCCCCCAGCAUACGAUCACUCCUCGAGUCAAAACGUCGGACCCGAAAAAGGUGGCCAGUUAGGAACCAAUAAUCCUUAUAACAACAAUGCCGGUAACACUUCCAACAUGACCGAAGACGAACGUCUCGCGCGACAAUUACAAGAAGAAGAGAAUGCGCGGAAUAAUGGACCAAGAGCCGGUGCAGCAGAUGGCUAUUAUCAAGGUGCUCCACAAUCACAAGUCGGACAACCUUAUGGUUCACCUUAUGGCUCUUCGAGUAGUCCAUUACCCGAUCAAGAACAGAACCGUGGGAAGAAAUCCGGUGGCCUCCUAGGGAAAAUCACAUCGAAACUCUCUGGAGGAGCGAAACCUCAUCAGUCACCAUACGGCGGUGGUGGGUAUCCUCAGCAAGGUUAUGGAGGAUAUCCUCAGCAAGGUUAUGGCGGGUAUCCGCAACAAGGCUAUGGAGGUUAUCCUCAGCAGCAAAUGAUGGGCGGAGGAAUGUAUGGACGGCCGCCGCCUAGACGUGGAGGCGGAGGGAUGGGAAUGGCGGGUGGAGCUGCGUUGGGUGCGGGAGCGGGUCUACUCGGUGGUGCGAUGUUGAUGAAUGCUAUGGAUAAUGAUGAGCAGGAUGCGUAUCAGGAUGGAUUUGAGGAUGGAGCGGAUUUUGGAGGGGAUGAUGGUGGUGGUGGAGAGUAAGCGGAAUGAGAAAAAUGAUGUUCGGAUGAGUUGAUUUGAGCACACGAGUCUUUUUGUGAAGCGUCUUCUUCCUGUGUUUUUUUUUGUAAUGUAUACUGGUACAUGCACACCAUCGAGAUAACACUGUUUCAAUA